Molecule: messenger RNA, 467 nt
Organism: Parathielavia appendiculata
Lineage: Eukaryota; Fungi; Ascomycota; Sordariomycetes; Sordariales; Chaetomiaceae
Exons: 1
Coding region: 11-280 (89 amino acids)
Source: RefSeq, a predicted model, not a curated record
GCACAGCGCCAUGCCGACUCCCGAGUCUGAGGCCUUCCUGGCCAAGAAGCCCAAGGUCCCGCCUACCUUUGACGGAGUCGACUACGACGACACAAAGCGCCUGAAGCAGGCCCAGGACGCAAUCAUCCGCGAACAAUGGGUUCAGGUCAUGAUGGGGAGGCUGGUUCGGGAGGAGUUGAGCAAAUGCUAUUACCGGGAAGGCGUCAAUCACUUGGAGAAAUGCGGUCGGCUCAGAGGUCAGUCCAUUCUCGCAGCGCAGAAGGGAGGCUCUGUGUCAUGAACAACCAGGCACCUUGGCCGGACACAGAAGACAUUUGCUAGGGGUGCCGAGCGAGUUUGGUGCUGACGAAGCGCAGAACGAUAUCUUGAAUUGCUCAAGAACGCCAAGGUCAAGGGCUACCUCUUUGAGCAGCAGAAUUACUUCUCCAAGGAAGGCGCACAACAAUGAACUGAUGUGGACUUGGGGU